GUGUGGACAUCUGCUCACUAUCAGUGGAGUUUUGUUUACAAAUAAAAUUGUUGUAAGAGAAGCAUGAGAUAGUGCUUGGAAACAAUUCAAAGGGGAAGUGAAAAUAUAUGCACUAGAGUCUGCUAGUUUUGGCAAAAAAGCAUGGCUGGCAGCGCCGAGGUUCUACUUUUAGUUUAAUUUGCUGAACCAGAAAAAAUUAUUCAAUGGAGAAGAACAGUUUGAGUAAUAGCUUGAAAGACCAUAGUAUUGGCAGUAAAGGAAGCAGCAACAACAACAACAAGCUAAAAUUCUCAUGGAGCUAUAAUAGCCAGAACGGUGGAGACGAUUAUCUUGGUGGGUUUUCAUGGCCGCCAAGAUCUUACACAUGUAGCUUCUGCAAAAGGGAAUUCAGAUCUGCUCAAGCCCUUGGAGGUCACAUGAAUGUUCAUAGAAGAGACAGAGCUAGGUUAAGACAGUCACCUCCAAAGGAGACUACUCAAUGUCCUAAUGUUCUCAACCUUAACGUUAACCCUAACCCUAACCCUAGUUUAUCUUCUUCUCCAUUUACUUCUACGUUAUCUUCCAUGGCUACUCCUCCUCUUUCCGCAUUAUCCUCUCCAACUUUCGCUUCUUCUAGUGAAAUUAAGAAAUGGGGUAUUAAUGAUUUUCCAUUUCAUGAUCCAUUAACUCCCAACAGUUCAGAUUUAACAAAAUCAGAAACUGGAAAAUCUUUCUUAAACGGUGAAGAAUUUGAUGGAUGCAAGCUGUUGAAGAAAGCUGAGAUUCUGAGGUUAGAUUUGGAAAUCGGUCUCGUUAGCGAAUCGAAAGAGGAUUUGGAUUUGGAACUUCGAUUGGGUUACUCUUAGAAGAAGUUUAACACGUACGUAUAUGACAUAUGUAUCUAAAGUUGCACCAGUUAUAUUUAUCUUUACUAGUUGAGUUUAAUGUUGAAGAUGCAUAUACAUAUAUUUCAAAACCAAAGUUGUUCGUCGUUUUAUCCUUUGUUGGACAGGAUAUUUAAUUUCGACUAUAUUUGGUAAGAAAAUUUCUGUUUGUCUAGAUUUAUUGUCAGUCUCUUAGAUUUGGACACAGAAAAGCUUCUGGUUUAACAACUUAAUUAUUAUGCUGUUUUUUUUUUCU
Messenger RNA from Jatropha curcas, 1119 nucleotides. The record is from RefSeq and is a predicted model, not a curated record. NCBI's taxonomy places the organism in Eukaryota, Viridiplantae, Streptophyta, Magnoliopsida, Malpighiales, Euphorbiaceae.